AUGAACUUCAGUCAAAGUCCUUACGAAUCUCUCGCUCAAGUACCAGAACGAAGAAUUGGAUUGACGCCGCCUUCCUACGAGUCGCUCCAAGAUGGUAUCAGCCACACAACUGAAGCUAGUGAUAUCCCUACUGUAACACAACCACUAUCAGGCUUCGAUCCAGCAGAACAGAGAAAGUCCCAUGUUAUUUCAAUGGUUCGGGUUUCUAGUGAGCAAUCCCGUAUCGAAGGAUGGCCAGCAGAGCCUCGAAGAUUGAAAGACAAGACCUUGUUGACGUUGUUCUUCAAUCUGUGCGAAGCGUUAGUCACCCUGGCGCCGAUAGCUUUCAUCANNGGGCCUUCAAUAUAUCCUAUUAUGUUUGCAGCAGUGGCCGGCAAAUCCCUCAAGAUCUUUGCAAGGUACUAUGCUGAGCGAGGUACGAAGCUUGGUGUUCUAGAAUUGCUUCUAGCAAGCCAAACGGUAUGGGGCACGUUCGAGAGUCAGGUCCUCUUGAGACGUUUCACUCUCUUCGGUGCUCAUCUGUUUCUUCUCUGGUGCCUAUCUCCUCUCGGCGGCCAAGCAACUCUCAGAAUACUGGAUAUCUCCACGGCAGCUCAGGUUGCUGGCGGCGAGUCCGUUUUGUACCUUCCAACAGGUGGCAUGAGCUCUCAUGGCAUAGAGAAUGGCGUUCUGGCUUCUGGUGAUGCGGCUACCUCAUUGGCAGCCAUUAAUGCUCUCUACAGUGCCAACUUGCUCGCGCCUCUAUCUGUCAAAAGUUCUGACGCGGACACAUGGGGAAAUGUUAAAAUUCCAUGGCUACCAGUCCCGAAUUUGUCUGCACACAACCCAUUGCCCGGCAACUGGAGUACUGUUCCAGACCUCAUCUCAGCUGAUAACUACACUUCUCUUGUUGGACUACCCCUGGCUGGCUUGAUCAGAAAGCGUCAGAUCUUCCAAGAGUUCAGCUUCGACUAUGCUUACAUGGAUCUUAAAUGCCAUCUUCCAGCCUAUAAUAUAUCGAACAAAGAUCCCGACUUUGUUAAACACCUCGGCCUCGUCUGGUCCUCCAACAACAAAUCAAUGUUCACGAAUGAUGCGAAGAAGACCAUCACCUCAUUCUUUCUUGACACCCACACGCCAAUGUCCGACAAGCGAGUGGACAAUGUUCUGCUUGACCAGAACACUACAGCACGUUCAGAUGUAACCUUGCAAUCUCCAAGAAACAUUCUCUUCGGCAGCUUGGACUCGACUUCGUCAACAGUACUUUUGCGGAAUUGUACAGUAGAGCAAAUCUACCUCGAAGCUCAGGCUCAAUGUACCGAUGAUGGCUGCAAAGUGCAUACAGUCCGUCCAUCUAUCAAGUAUCGGAACCGCAAUCCGAAUCUAACACUACUCGAGUCCUUCGUGUUGAGUUAUCAUUUCAUGCAAGAUUUUCCGCUAGCGACUGGCAGUAUACACAAUGGCGAUACAUCCCCUACAGAGUAUUAUGUUAGAGGAGCGCAUAUGCCUUUUGGUGCAGCAACAGCAGGGCUGUCUGGGCUUGCAGACAUUCCGAACGAUAUCUUUGCCAUCCGUAUGGGACAGCUGAUGAAUACGUACUUGCAACUCUCACUUGCUCCCUUAGCAUAUACAGGCGAUCUCCCCCGUCCUAGCGGAGAUAUCUGGAAGACUUCGAACCAAUCUAUCAUCACAGAAGUGUACGACGACACUCUGCCACCAUUCCUACCAAUAUCUUCCAAUACCACAAUCACGAGGACCACUGAAGUAUACAAAUGCAAUUAUCUAUGGCUCGCAUUUCUUCUGGUCUCAUCGUGUAUACUUCUCCUGCUCGGAUCAGCAGGUACUGCUUUGAGCCACCUGUGUAACGCUCCCGAUAUGAUGGGUUAUGUCUCCAGUUUCACGUACAACAAUCCGUACAUGAGUGUACCGUCUGGUGGAGAAUCUCUAGGUGCUAUGGAGAGAGCACGCCUGUUGAGAGACGUUAAAGUCAAGAUUGGCGAUGCCAGAGUCGACGACGAAGUUGGCCACGUUGUUUUCGCAACUCUCGACCGUGCUGACACUAUCGGAGAUUUGAGCCUUACGAAGCGUUACAGAUGA
Aureobasidium uvarum is the source of this 2076-nucleotide messenger RNA. The record is from the annotation of a GenBank genome assembly. Lineage: Eukaryota; Fungi; Ascomycota; Dothideomycetes; Dothideales; Saccotheciaceae.